Chironomus riparius is the source of this 1650-nucleotide messenger RNA. NCBI's taxonomy places the organism in Eukaryota, Metazoa, Arthropoda, Insecta, Diptera, Chironomidae. The record is from the annotation of a GenBank genome assembly.
AUGGAAGAUCAAAAUAUUAUUUAUGGAGGUGAUUUGGAAAAUUCUGAAGCAUUUACCUUUGCAUCAUUAGGAGAAAUGAUAAUUGAAAAUUUAAAGAGAAAUGGAGAGAAGAGAAAUUUUAUUGAAGGAACAACAGGGAGAACUUUUAGUAACAAUGAAAUUGUCGAGAGUAGUGUUAAAAUUUCAAAAGCUCUUUACAAUAUAGGAAUAAAAGAAAAUGAUGCUGUUGCAAUAAUUUCUGAAAAUUGUACCGAUUUCAUCUCAAUAGUGUUUGGAACAUGGUUUUUAAAUGCUGUUUCGACUCCAAUUAAUGUUACUUAUACAGAACGAGAACUCAAGCACGCUCUUCAAUUAUCAAAACCUAAAGUGAUAUUUGCAUCAUCAGCUGCUUUGAAAAAUGUCAUUUCUGCCUGUAAAGAAUUGUCAUUUGUAAAAUAUUUAAUUCAUCUUGAUGAACAAAAUUUGAAAGAAAAUUUAAAUAACUUUCGAGGAUUUAUUAACACUCAUUCAAAAAAUUCAUUUGAUGUCUAUCAGCAUGUAAAAUGUAAAGUUAACACAAAGGAUAAAACUUCAGUAAUAUUUCUUUCAAGUGGAACAACAGGCUUGCCAAAAGGUGUCGAAAUCACUCAAAGAAACAUAAUGGAAGUAAUGCAGGGUUACAGUGAGAGUAUUAAUGAGUACAAAAAGGUUACAGAAAGAUUAGCCUCGCUUGCAAUUGCACCUUGGUUUCAUGUUCUAGGACUUGUGAAUGUUGUUAUAACGAUUCUGACUGGUCAAAGCACUGUAGUCUUUUUACCAAAGUUUAUUCCUGAAUUAUACUUAAAGAGCAUCGAGAAAUUUGAAAUAACCAUUUUGAUUGUAGCGCCACCAAUUGUUGUUUUCUUAGCCAAAACUCCGCUAUUUCAUAAAUAUGAUCUGUCUAGUUUGAAAGCUAUCUAUUGUGGUGCUGCUCCUCUUUCAAGUCACACAGAAGAAGAACUUAAAAAGAGGUUCAAAACUAAAAUUUUCAUAAUGCAAGGAUAUGGUAUGUCAGAAACAACUUAUAGUAUAAUAGGAUCUCCGCAAGAAUUGAAACCUGGAAGUAUUGGACAUGUUUUAAAAGGCAAUUAUGCUAAAGUUAUUAAUGAAAAAGGAAACUCACUUGGACCAAAUCAACGUGGAGAAUUGUGUUUUAAAGGAUUAAGAAUUAUGAAAGGGUACUUAAAUAAUCCUAAGGCAACAGCUGAAACAAUUGACAAAGAUGGCUGGCUUCAUACUGGAGAUAUCGCAUAUUAUGAUGAGGAUAAACAAUUCUAUAUAGUUGAUCGCUUGAAAGAAUUAAUUAAAUAUAAGGCAUUUCAAGUGGCACCAGCUGAACUUGAGGGUCUUCUCCUUUCAAAUCCAAAAAUUAAGGAUGCUGGUGUAAUUGGUAUACAUGACGAAUUAGCAGGAGAACUUCCAUUUGCUUUUGUUGUUAAGCAGCCAGGAGCUGAUUUAAUAGAACAAGAAGUAAACGAUUUUGUAGCGGAAAAUGCAAGUAAUGCGAAAUGGCUUCGAGGAGGUGUCAAGUUUGUCGACGAAAUUCCAAAAAAUCCAAGCGGGAAAAUAUUACGAAGAGAACUAAGAGAGUUGUUUAGAAAUACUCGAUCAAAGCUCUCUCUGCCAAACUAG